Macrosiphum euphorbiae (potato aphid) is the source of this 243-nucleotide messenger RNA. The record is from the annotation of a GenBank genome assembly. Lineage: Eukaryota; Metazoa; Arthropoda; Insecta; Hemiptera; Aphididae.
AUGGCGGAGACUGCCAAACACGACUGGCGAGCUAUGGAACUAUAUAUUAAAGCUAUAGGACGUCAGCAUCGCCGGUGGACCCACGGAAACCCUUCCUGGGUUUCAUGGUCCAGCGGUGCGCGACUCCUCGGCGUGCCAGGACGAAAACCCCGGAGGGUCUGCCGAUUCUUUCAGGUUUUCGAUUCCUCGGCGACGGAGGACGCAGACGCGCCAAUGUCGGGAUUUCCAGGAGGAAAACCGUGA